Messenger RNA from Melanotaenia boesemani (Boeseman's rainbowfish), 2517 nucleotides. RefSeq names its product solute carrier family 16 member 10 (gene slc16a10). Bases 159 to 1604 code for a protein of 481 amino acids. NCBI's taxonomy places the organism in Eukaryota, Metazoa, Chordata, Actinopteri, Atheriniformes, Melanotaeniidae. Gene Ontology annotation, biological process: transmembrane transport. Gene Ontology annotation, molecular function: monocarboxylic acid transmembrane transporter activity. The record is from RefSeq and is a predicted model, not a curated record. The transcript is spliced from 6 exons.
ACAGCUUUUUGACAGUUCCAUAUGCUGCACGUGAAGAAGCUGAACUCCACCUGAUGGCUAUAGCUUCACCCUGACUGGAAGUCGUUCUGUCUGAUAUUCAAAACUGCACCUAAUUAUUAAUUAAAUAUUUAUUUUAAUUAUUAUCAAACUGACUGAUAAUGACGGAGGAGAGGAGCGUGACGGAGGGGGAGGCAGCCGAUUCGGAAGAGAUGUCCGCGGAGGAGACGAAGGAGAACGGGGACUGCAAAGUGUCGCAGAAAACUGAGGGGGAACCGGAGUUCGUCCACCCGGAGGGCGGCUGGGGCUGGGUGGUCAUGCUGGCCUCAAUGUGGUGUAACGGCUCGGUGUUCGGGAUCCAGAACGCCUUCGGUAUUCUCUUCCUCUACCUGCUCCGGGAGUUCGGUUCUGAGAAGGAUGAGGACCUCCAGUUCAAGACAUCGUGGGUGGGCUCCCUCUCCAUGGGCAUGAUCUUCUUCUGCUCUCCCAUCGUCAGCGUCUUCACCGACAUCCUUGGCUGCAGAGUGACCGCAGUGGGUGGGGCAGCCGUGGGUUUUGUGGGCCUGCUGGCCAGUUCCUUUGUCAAGUCUCUGGGCCUUAUGUACUUCACCUACGGCAUUGUGUUCGCCUGCGGCUGCUCCUUCGCCUACCAGCCCAGCCUGGUCAUCCUGGGCCACUAUUUCAAGAGGCGGCUGGGUCUGGUGAACGGCAUCGUGACGGCCGGCAGCAGCUUCUUCACUGUCACGCUGCCGUUUGUCCUGUCGGCCCUCCUGGAAAAAGUGGGCCUACAGAACACCAUGCGGGUCCUCUGCAUCCUCAUGUUCGUACUGAUGCUGGCCGGCUUCACCUACAAACCCCUGCUGCCCGUCAAACCAUCAAACGCCCAAACAGGAAAAUCACGCAUCAGUCAGAUCUUCAACGUCAACAUCUGGAGGUCUGUGGGAUACCGCAUCUGGGCCUUCGGCAUACCUGCAGCCCUCUACGGCUACUUUGUACCCUACGUUCACCUGAUGAAACAUGUGGAGGAGCGUUUUGGCCCAGAAGCCAAUAAAGAGGUUCUGCUCAUGUGCAUCGGCAUCACGUCUGGAGUUGGCCGACUCAUCUUUGGCAGGGUUGCAGAUUAUGUCAAGGGAGUCAACAAAGUAUUCCUGCAGGUGUCUUCCUUCCUCGUCAUCGGCGUCAUGUCUAUGAUGAUCCCCUUGUGCCACAUCUUUGGUGGGCUGAUCGCCGUGUGCCUGUUGAUGGGGCUGUUUGACGGCUGCUUCAUCUGCAUCAUGGCCCCCAUCGCCUUCGAGCUGGUCGGGGCCAACGACGUGUCCCAGGCCAUCGGCUUCCUGCUGGGCCUCAUGUCGGUCCCCAUGGUCGUCGGUCCUCCGAUUGCAGGUUUCCUCCGAGACAAACUGGGAAGCUAUGACGUGGCCUUCUACCUGGCCGGUGUCCCCCCCAUCGUUGGAGGCAUGCUGCUGUGUCUGAUCCCCUGGGUUGAGGCCAGGCGCAGGAAGAGGGAAAAGGAGGAGGGCCUGAGCAAGGGGCAGGACGAGAAGAUGAUCGAGCACGAGAAGCCUCAGGAGGACAUGAAAAACAAAAUGGGGGAUUCUGUCCUCUAAGAGCCUGGACAGAGGGCGGUGUGAAGACGCCAAGCCAUGAGAACGGCCUUCCGUAGGACUAAAUCCAAAGCGAUGAAACAUAUCAAACUCAUUUUGUUGAAGUACAGUGAAACAUGAAUGUGAUCCUGAAGAACUAUGCAGAAAAUUUAACUCACUUGAAAUUAGCUGAACAUUUUCUUUCAUCACCAGAGCCAGAAUGUUUGUUGUACUUCCACAAAGCAGCUGGUUGGAGCCACAGCAUCCUCCUGCAUCCUGGUGCUGAUUUUUACCCUGUGCUUCUAGAUGUAGACAUAAGAAAAGAUUAACUGGUUAAACAGGAGAAGUUAUGAAGGAUAAUAACUUAUCAGAGCAGAUCAAAUCACUCAGAGGAUUUCCUUUGAACCCUGUCGUCUUUAUUUCCUUUGAGCUGCUCUCAGAAACGACCUGUUCAGUAUUUUAACUUGAUGUUUAGUUCUGUUUCAUUUCAGAGAAGAACUCUGAGGAAUUCAGGUUUUAUCUUAAUCUGGUGAAGAUGCUCCGACACUUGGAGAGAUGCAUCUGGUGGCGUUCCCGUGGCCACCAUGAGAACAUCUGCUUCACAUUAAUUCUCAUACAUUUCUCAGUGAUUUGACAUUUUGAUGACAUAAAUGCUGAAAACUGAGAGGGUCCAGGUGAUGGUGCAGCUGUUGCUACGUCAACAAGCGAAUGUGUGAAGUGAGUCUUGAUGCUCCUCCAUUACACAUUCACCAGCAGUUUCUUAUCGUCUCACCCAUGUGAGCAGAUCCUGAUAAUCAUUAACUAUCAGCUUAUUAGGAGCCCAGCUGAUCAUUAACUGCUCUCAGUUCAUCAGCCCUCAGCUGUGUUUAUAUUGUUGUUUUUAUAAAGAAGUCACACCACCUUCGCCAGCUUUAAUUCCACCUGCUGAAGACCAAAA